AUGGAGAUUGAACGCGAGAAGAAGUUGAUUAUUCAAGCGAGAACAAAAAUUGAUUCGACCGGCUGUUCAAUCGAAGAUUUGAAGGCAAUUUUCGACGAAAUUCAUCAAGCUAUCUUCUUGAAUGGAAGAGAAGAACUUGUUGUCAAAACUGAACCUUCAAUAGAUUUACUCAGAGUCAAUGCUUGUAAUGAAUGGAAUGUAGUCGUUUCGGAGACUUCUUCAUUACCAAAAUCAAAUUUCUCAGAAAGUAGUCCGUCGUAUGUUACUAGAAGAACUUCUAAAUCCUCUGAGAUCAUGCCAAACUUAUUGACAGAUGAAGAUCAUCCAAUGGAUACCGAUUUAGAACUGGCAAGUUCCAUUUAUGAAGAAACAACCGUCUCGAAUAUAAAAGACGCAGUCGAUGAUGAAAAUCAUGAUCUCAAAAAUGGAAUCAAUGCCCAACAUAUCAUUGCUCCGUGUCCGUUAAGAUCCCAUGGUGCUUUCGGUUUGACUAAAGCCAGACAUGGAAUUACGUUUUGUACAUCACGUAUAAAAACUCGACAACACUUGUACACUCAUUUUCGAAGCAAACAUUGCCUCAAAAGUGUCUAUGCAGAUCGCCUAUGUCGAGCAGUUGCAGAUGGACUUCAACCCAAAACAACGAAUUUGUUUGCAGACGACGAAGAGGUUACCGAUCGUAGUCGUUAUAUUCCAUGUCCAUUUACUAAUGGAAAAAUCAACCUAAUCGGGUGUUGUCCACCGUAUUCACGAAGGAUUCCGUGCAAAAACGAAACAGUUCCGGAUACGGAUUUAAAACAUCAUCUGAUAAACGUUCAUCAUAUAUCUGCUGCAAUGGCAAGGGAAAUCGAUAAAAUUUACAAAUAUAAGUUAUUACAAAAUAAAAAUCAAAUUUCAAAUUAA
Molecule: messenger RNA, 900 nt
Organism: Adineta ricciae
Lineage: Eukaryota; Metazoa; Rotifera; Eurotatoria; Adinetida; Adinetidae
Source: the annotation of a GenBank genome assembly